Messenger RNA from Larimichthys crocea (large yellow croaker), 599 nucleotides. RefSeq names its product ubiquitin-like modifier-activating enzyme 6. Gene Ontology annotation, molecular function: SUMO activating enzyme activity. The transcript is spliced from 6 exons. The annotation marks the transcript as partial. Lineage: Eukaryota; Metazoa; Chordata; Actinopteri; Sciaenidae. The record is from RefSeq and is a predicted model, not a curated record. Gene Ontology annotation, biological process: protein sumoylation. Gene Ontology annotation, cellular component: cytoplasm; SUMO activating enzyme complex.
GCGUUGUUUUUGUUGUUUUGUUGUUUUUUGUUGUUUUUUGGAUCAACACCCGCCAACAAACAAACCGUGUCUCACCUCUGUCCGUGUCCACAGGUGUAGUCCUCAUCUCAGACACUUGACUUCCUCCCCCUCUUUCCCCUCCCGGCAUGGCUGCAGACUCCAUGGAGAUUGAUGACUCUCUGUACAGCCGCCAGCGGUAUGUGCUGGGAGACAGUGCUAUGCACCAGAUGGCCCAGUCCUCAGUCUUUCUCAGUGGAAUGGGAGGACUGGGAAUUGAGAUAGCAAAGAAUAUCGUCCUGGCUGGUGUGAAGGCGGUCACCCUUCACGAUACAAAGCAAUGUGAGACCUGGGAUCUGGGCUCCAACUUCUUCAUCCGUAAAGAUGACGUGUUGAGCCAGAGGAGGAGGGUGGAGGCGGUGUGCCCCCGGGUCGCAGAGUUGAACCCGUACGUCCAUGUUGAUAUGUCUUCCUCUGCUCUGGAUGACAACACUGAUCUCAGCUUUCUCAGAAAGUAUCAGUGUGUGAUUUUGACCGAAGCCAGAUUGAGCCUACAGAAGAGAGUCAAUGAGUUCUGUCACUCGCAGCUACCCCCCAUCAGA